This is a messenger RNA of Eruca vesicaria subsp. sativa (arugula), 2810 nucleotides long. NCBI's taxonomy places the organism in Eukaryota, Viridiplantae, Streptophyta, Magnoliopsida, Brassicales, Brassicaceae. The record is from the annotation of a GenBank genome assembly.
AGGGCUCUCUCGUAGUUUCUUCUCUAGUCGACGAAGAUGUCCAGGCUAGGACUGUAUCCAUGUCUGCUCCUAUUAACAGUGUGGUUCUUGUGUAUCUUCUGUCCGAUUCAUGUGGUUAGAGCUCAAAACCGUACUGGGGCCUCUACUCAUCCCGACGAAGCGCGUGCAUUGAACUCCAUCUUCGCAACAUGGAAGAUUCGCGCGCCGAGAGAAUGGAACAUCAGCGGCGAGCUUUGCUCCGGCGCCGCCAUAGACGACGGAAUCACCAUCGACAGUCGUGCCUAUAAUCCUCUAAUCAAAUGCGACUGUAAUUUCGAAAACUCCACAAUCUGCCGCAUCACUGCACUGAAGGUUUAUGCGAUAGAUGUUGUAGGGACUAUACCUGAAGAGCUCUGGACUUUGCAAUAUCUCACGAAUCUGAACUUGGGUCAAAAUUUUCUGACAGGACACUUGUCUCCUGCCAUUGGAAACCUGACUCGAAUGGAAUGGAUGACUUUUGGGAUCAAUGCGUUGUCUGGCUCUAUUCCUAAGGAAAUUGGUUUUCUUAGAGACUUAAAAUCGCUUGCUGUUAGUUCAAAUAACUUUUCCGGUUCUAUCCCAGCUGAGAUUGGGAGUUGUACAAAACUACAACAAGUCUAUAUAGAUAGUUCUGGACUUAGCGGGGAAAUACCCUUAUCAUUUGCUAAUCUUGUGGAGCUUCAAGUCGUUUGGAUGAUGGAUCUGGAAGUUACAGGUCGAAUACCAGAAUUUAUAGGAAACUGGACCAAACUUGUUUCCUUGAGAAUUCUCGGAACUGGUUUGAGUGGUCCGAUACCGUCGUCAUUUUCUAACUUAGCUUCUUUGACAGAACUGAGGCUAGGUGAUAUAUCUAAUGGAAGCUCUUCUCUUGAAUUCAUUAAAGAGAUGAAAUCUCUAAGUAUAUUAGAAUUGAGGAACAGCAAUCUUGAAGGGUCAAUACCCUCUAAUAUUGGAGAAUACUCAAGUUUGCUACAAGUUGAUUUAAGCUUCAACAAGCUACAUGGACCAGUGCCGGCUUCACUUUUGAACUUAAGUCGACUUAGUCACUUGUUUCUGGGAAACAACAAGUUGAAUGGUUUCUUGCCCACUCAAAAGAGUCAAUCCUUGAAAAAUAUAGAUGUGUCUUACAAUAAUUUGUCUGGAAGUCUUCCUUCAUGGGUCAGCUUUCCAAACUUGAAACUCAACCUAGUUGCUAACAACUUCACAUUAGAAGGUCUUGACAAGAGAGAUUUACCAGGACUGAAAUGCAUGCAGAAGAACUUCCCAUGCAACCGGGGCAAAGGAAUCUAUUCUGACUUUUCGAUCAACUGCGGAGGGCCAGAGAUAAGGUCUGUUAGCGGAUCACUAUUUGAGAAGGAGGAAGAGGAUCUUGGACCAGCUUCCUUUUUCGUGAGUACUUCUCAGAGAUGGGCAGCCAGUAGCGUAGGACUUUUUGCUGGAAGUAGCAAUAAUAUAUACAUAGCCACAUCACAGUCACAAUUUGUCAACACUUUAGACUCAGAGCUUUUUCAGUCAGCAAGACUUUCUGCAUCUUCCCUAAGGUAUUACGGGUUGGGGCUAGAGAAUGGAGGCUAUACAGUGACACUUCAGUUUGCUGAAAUACAAAUGGUAGGUUCCAACACUUGGAGAGGUGUUGGAAGAAGAAGAUUUGACAUUUAUGUCCAGGGAAGACUUGUUGAAAAGGAUUUUGAUGUGCGCAGAACAGCUGGUGGCUCUACUCUUAGAGCUGUUCAGAGAGAAUAUAAAGCAAAUGUAUCAGAAAAUUACCUCGAAGUUCAUCUUUUCUGGGCUGGAAAGGGAACAUGUUGUAUUCCUAUUCAGGGGGCAUAUGGGCCAUUAAUAUCGGCUGUCAGUGCAACACCAGAUUUUACACCAGCUGUGGUUAAUAUGCCGCCAUCAAAGGGAAAUAACAGGACUGGGACUAUUGUUAGUGUCUGAUACUCUUUUACUAAGGCUAAGACUGGUGUCAGAGGCUUUGUCGUUGAUCUUAUAAUACAUACGAUCAUAGAUUCACAGAGUUGUUCUUCUGGUUUAUGCAUUUUAUGUUGAAAUGGCGAUCAUCUGUAGCUCGUUGUAAUCGGAUCAUUGGUGUUAUCUUUUUUACAAAUUGAUGAGAGAGUAUAUCCUUUCUUAGUUCGGAGUUGUGUUCAUAAUAGUGUCAGUGUUGGCGGAGGAUCUUUGUGGGUGUGAUUCAUGCUUCUGCCAAGCUAAAGGUGCAUGCUGCAGGGGAUAAGAGUUUGCAUCUUGAUUGGUUUACCAAAAAUCUAGUGUGGUCCUUUUGUGCAUUUAUGGUGUGAAUAGGCGUGAAAUCUACACAAGAAAAGAAGGAUUAGCAUUGCUCUGCUAUGCACACAGUCAUCUCCUGCCUUGAGACCACCAAUGUCAGGAGUGGUGGCCAUUGUUGAGGUCGAUGACAUCACUUCUAAGCCAGGCUACGUAACAGACUGGCGCUUCUGUCUCCGAGAUAUCACCUGUAAACACCGACUUUGAGCCCCAUGCAAUAGAGAAUUAGAAAUUACUUUUCUCUUGAAUCAAAUUCAAUGGUGGGCUCAACUCAUUUCAAGUCGUAGUCGAAGAGGGGUCCAACUAGUUCAAGUGACCAUGUGAAAGCCAACAAGAAAGAGUAAUUGUUGUUUGUUUUGUGCUUGCAUGUCAUUUCAUGCCCAUUUAUUUCCCCAACGAUCAACCUUUUUUUUCUUUAAUAUAUUUUCGACGGUUGUCGUGGCUUGCAUGAUUAUAAUCCCACCGCCCUUCAUUGUACUUUCUUGCCAACUCAUUGGAUAAAUAGUAAG